Messenger RNA from Rhodofomes roseus, 1116 nucleotides. RefSeq lists its product as uncharacterized. The record is from RefSeq and is a predicted model, not a curated record. NCBI's taxonomy places the organism in Eukaryota, Fungi, Basidiomycota, Agaricomycetes, Polyporales, Fomitopsidaceae. The transcript is spliced from 3 exons. Bases 1 to 1116 code for a protein of 371 amino acids.
AUGGACAACAUCAGCGCAACUAUGAACAACCAUCGACGUCCCUCCAUCGCGGAAGACAUCACAGCACACGACUUGGACGUCGUAGACGCGGACUCGGAUCAUGAUGUGUCUCAUGAUCCUGCCACGAAUAUCCGGACGGUCCAAUAUCUUGACGCGUGUUGGGGAGAUAUGCCUCUUGAGGGGCGGAUGAUCCUACGUAAUCCUUCUAACUUCAGAGGGCUCCAGACCCUCCGCCUCGAUGCUCUCGACACGAUCAAUACGAAGCAGCUCAUGCAGCUCCUCAAUCUGGUCACUGUAUGCGAUGUGACCACACUCCGCGUGGCUCUUUGCAAGUGGAACAUCCUCAAUCAUACUCCUGAUCAGAUAUCCAGCCUCUUGCCGCUCCGACUGGAGUAUCUGGAACUGUUCGAGAAGCAGAACAACCCUUUCAUAUCCUGGAGGCCUGUCAUGCAAUGGCUGCUGGGAAAACGACCAGUGUGCGUAGUCAAGGACGCGACCAUCGUCUGGAGGAGCUUGGACAUUGUUCCUCUCCUUGAUCUCCUGCGCAAAACCGUCCCCAAUAUGCGGAGACUAGAACUCGUGUUGCACAGCUUUGAGUCCUGGGAUUGUUCGAAGUCCGGACGCUUAUGGGAACAAGCACUACCCAUGGACACCGCAUACAGACUCGCAAUCGGCUCGCUCGAAGCUCGUCCAUUUUGCAACAGCAAUGUGGCAGAGAUCGAUGCGACUCUUCAUUGGACACCGCUGGCGAUUGCGGUAAUGCAAGCUAUCUGCCAAACGAUCAAUCCCUCGAUCGAAUGGGUGUGGCUCGCCAUACGCAUACGGGAUUUGGACGACGUGGAUUGGGCAGCCCUCGACUCGCUUUUCGGCGAGCUCGACAAGGCGCUUCGAUGCGUACGCGCGCCAGACUUAUACUACGACGUUUGGAUCCAGGCGGCGGAUCCUCACGGGAGGCUGAUCGACGACGAUGGGCUCAAGCGGGUUUUGCAGAACUCCCUUCCUCGGUUGUACAACAGCCUUGCGAAGCCCAGGGUUCGCGGCUUGCUGCUGCCUGCAACGUAUGUUUGGGAGAUGGUUGACAGGACAUAUGAGCAAUUUGGGCUUUCCGAUCCAUAG